Molecule: messenger RNA, 1005 nt
Organism: Leptosia nina
Lineage: Eukaryota; Metazoa; Arthropoda; Insecta; Lepidoptera; Pieridae
Source: the annotation of a GenBank genome assembly
AUGGCUAAAUGGGGAGAAGGUGACCCUCGUUGGAUCGUCGAAGAACGGCCAGAUGCCACAAACGUUAAUAACUGGCAUUGGACGGAAAAGAAUGCUGGUCCGUGGUCAAAAGACCGAUUGAAGGAGUUAUUAAAUGAUUUAAAAAUAGCUGAAAAUGGUAUAGACUGUAAGAUUACAGAAGUAGAGAAGAUAGAUGGAGAAGCGUCAGCUAACAAUAGAAAAGGAAAGCUAAUAUUUUUUUAUGAGUGGGACAUUAAACUGAAGUGGGAAGGCCUUCUGGCUGGUGCUGCAGAUAAGGUUAAAGGCGAAAUUCAUAUACCGAAUUUAUCAGAGGAGAAUGAUGUCAGUGAAGUAGACAUGACAGUGACAAUAAAAGGUAGUGGUGAUGAAGCGCAGCGUGUGAAAGCAUUCAUGCACAAUGUAGGUAAAAGUGUGAUCCGGGAACAACUUACGGAAUAUAUUAGAAGCUUAAAACAAGAGUUCUCUAAAGGCCUUAUCUUACCAAAGAAAGGAGAACCACAAGUCAAACCUGAUAAUGUAUCAACUAUUACCAGUGGUUUUAAUAAGAAAGUUAACAUGGAGCCUAUAAUUACAUCAGAUAGUAAAAAAAUUGGCUGCAAACUUGACACCAAGAGCAUCGAAUUAACUGAAAGUUUCCAAUGCCGAGCUCAAGAAUUCUAUGAUGCAAUGACUCGAAUAGACAUGGUUACUGCCUUUACUCAGGGCCAUGUUAAAAUGGAAGCGGAAAAAGGUGGGAAGUUUUCCCUCUUUGGUGGAAAUGUUUCUGGAGAGUUUAGAGAGCUUGUGCCUGGUAAAAAAAUUGUACAGUACUGGAGAUAUAAGCAAUGGCCUGAACAACAUUUCUCUGAAGUUACUUUUAGUAUUGAAGAAAAGGAUGACCAUACAUUAGUAACACUGAAGCAAGAUCUGGUCCCGACAUCUGAACUGGAGCAGACGCGCGCCAAUUGGAAGCAUAAAUACAUACUAGGUACUAUUACUAAAUGA